AUGAAACCUCAAAUAAUUUUUCUAGGAUUACUGUAAGUUUUGGGAACAAUGAAAGAGGGCUCCAAAAUUAAUGUUAUUUUUCCAGAGAUCAGAAAUUGAAAUUUUUAAAAAUUUCUAGAUUAUCGAUUUUUCAGAUUGGUUUUGGGUGUUUUUGGAGAAAAUCCUUCUUCAACAGUCGAAACAACUAUAGCGAUUUCAACAUCCGCUGUAGAUUCCACACAAGCCUCAACAACCGUGGCAUCUGGUAGUUCAACUGAAUUAUUCACUGGAAGCACCAACACACCUGGCUCAACAAUUUCAAGCGGAACUGAUGGAACAACAGCAUCAUCUGCCCCUCAAGAUAGCACCACAUCUGGAAUUCCAGCUUCAACAACUCCAGCCGGAAGUACAACUCCUCCAACCCUGCCGAAUGUUACAGUGAACUAUGUUCAAUUCGCUUUCUCAUCAUGCGAUGAUACACAAUGUACCUAUCAUUUUGAUGCUCCCAAAAAUGAUCAAACAUUUUUGGCGACUGAAGAAGCGAUUAUUGCAGCUGAUCAGACAGAGUUUUCGAGUAUCAAGACAAUUGCGAAUACAAAUGAAGCUGCGGUUCAAAAGGCGAAUAAUGAAGCUGCUUUGAGAGUUCAAUCAUUGCUUGAUCAAUUGAAUGCGAUCCAAACGUAAGCUCUAUUUAUUGUCGAAGUUAAAGCUACUUCGUCAGUCGCGUGCGGCUGUGCGUCGCGGUCGAUAUCCCUUUUUCGUCUCGCGUCUCUUCUGCCAAUUUUUUCUCUCUCUAACGUGAAAUUUUGGAUUUUUUUUCCAAAUCAUUUGAUGCUCAUGUACGGUGCCAAAAUCGCACGAUGUUUUUGGCGCGAACUUCAAAAUAUGAAAACUUUUCAGCCAACUCGACACAAUCAACACAAACAUCCAACAAAUCGUCAAUAAACAACAAGAUGCUCGUAAUCGUCUUCAAUACGUCGAGAAUUUCAUCAAUCAAAUCAACAAUUCACCAAACACCUGUUACUAUCAAAGAUGUUUGAGACGUAGGUUGCCCAGGAUUUUUUUGGAGUUUUUAAAUUCAAAUAAUUUUUUCAGCAACACCACCUCCACCACCAAGUAAGAAGCUUCGAACUGAUUGUGAAUACUCCAGAAAUCGGAAAAAAAUGAAAAUUUUCAGCGACCACAACAACUCCAGCACCAACAACACCACCAUCUCCAUGUGUGAACUUUACUUGUCCAACUGAUACUGACACUUCUAAAAACUGUCAACUUGACGCUUUCAAUAAACCAUAUUGCACUGAUUGUAUCGGAAAUUAUGAUGGAUAUACACACUGCCUACAAAGUAAGUAUUUUUUUUCAAGAAUCAGAUAAAAAUGAGAGGUUUUCAGUCGCUUGCUCAUCUUCUGGAACAAACUUCACGUUUAAUAGCACAGCUGGUGCUGAUACUACAUUAUAUUCAUAUGGAUAUAACAGUUCGAAUCCAACUGGCUCGGUUAUUCCAAGAGGUAGUAAUUGUCAAUGGAAUUUGUUUGGGAAUGCAUUCACGGUAUAUCUAUCUUCAAUGAUUUACUAUAACAUUCUAUUUUAAGGUUGACAAUGGCUUUAAGUUGGAUUGUAUUGUAAAUGGGGCAAGUAUCAAUGUCAUUACAAAAGACUUCACUGCAUCGUUAGUUUUUUUUAAAUUAAAAUAUGAUUUUUUUUUAAAUUUAACUAUUUUACAGCUUAACCAAUGGAAUGCCACUUUGGAAGAUUAAUGCCAUCUUCAAUGACGCAGUUAAUCCACGUAUCAUUUUGACAACUGGAACAAACGCGAUUUCAACAUUCUGUUCGCUUCCAAUCAAACAAGGAUCAUCUUCUUCUGCUUCCUUCUCAAGAAAAAUUCAAAUUUCCCAAAAAUCUCAAGGGUAUUUCGGAUGGCUUUUGGGAUAUUAA
Messenger RNA from Caenorhabditis angaria, 1911 nucleotides. The record is from the annotation of a GenBank genome assembly. NCBI's taxonomy places the organism in Eukaryota, Metazoa, Nematoda, Chromadorea, Rhabditida, Rhabditidae.